Molecule: messenger RNA, 2097 nt
Organism: Amphimedon queenslandica
Lineage: Eukaryota; Metazoa; Porifera; Demospongiae; Haplosclerida; Niphatidae
Exons: 12
Coding region: 34-2097 (687 amino acids)
Biological process (GO): signal transduction
Molecular function (GO): protein binding
Source: RefSeq, a predicted model, not a curated record
GUCAUCAUUAAUCAGCCCCACCCUUUAGCACCGAUGGCUUCUAAGUUGUCUUCUCCUGUCGCUUCUUCUGUACCAGAAGACCCUCCAAAUCAACUGACAAUUACUGAUCUUCCUGAGAUACUUCAGUUACUCAGAAGACAUGAUUACACUGGAUUCAGAGCAGGAGUCAGUUACUGUAGACUUGGUCGUUAUCUUGGUCUAUCUCUUGCUACACUUGAUGUCAUUACAGAGAAUCAUAAUUUUAUAGGAGAUAUUGAGGGUGGUCUGCAUGCGUGUCUUACUAAAUGGUUACAGAAAGCUGAUGAUGUACAGUACAUUAAAGGUGGUUCUACUCUCUAUUCAUUGGUAUCAGCAUUGAGGAGAAUAGGAGAGUAUGGAGUAGCUGAUGGAAUAGAUAUGGAGAAGCAUCCUGCUUGUAGAAUUCUUGCUCGUUAUAUUUCAUACCAAUCUAUAGUGUCUGCAAUACCUCAUUUGGAUCAUUUGUGUUUGUAUCAAGCAAAACUUAUAAAAGAGGUAAACCUCUUUACUUAUAGUGAAGGAGAAAAAGUACUGGAUGAAAUAAAAGAAGCUGUUUGUAAAGAUUAUAAAAAACUUAAAGCAUUUGCUGAUAUUUUAUGUAAAAGUACAGCCACUGCUGAGAUAGGAAGAGCUAUUAUGAGACACUACAGAAAGGUUUAUACCAGUGAUGAUGACUGUGGGUUGAAGAUUUAUCUUCCUUGGAGUAUCACUUCAGAGUUUAAGAUGAUGCAAAUAAAAAUGGGUGAUAUAUUCUUCAAAGUGGGAUUAAUCAUGACGAGUCACCCUCAGUCUCCAUCCCUUGACAACAUCAAAGGUGUAUUGGGUACAUACUACUCAGCAUUAAGGCUUCGGUUAGCUGAGUGCAAAGAUAUCCAUGAACUUUUGGAAUUAGUACAUGAUAAUAGCUCUCUUGAUGAUAUUAGUGGUCUGGAGUAUUUCAUUCAUAAGUUUAAUAUAAAUGAGGAGGCUAAGGUAUUUAUUAAGGAUUAUAAAGAAGCUGUUGAGCAGUUGAAAAGAAAAGUUCAGCAAUUUUUGGAAGAAAAGCUUUCAAAAGUUUCAUCAGUACUUGAGUGUGUUACGAUUGUUGUUGAUAAAGAUUCUAGUUAUUCAGUACUUCAUGAUGUCGUGAGACUGUCAUCAGCUGUUUUAUCGCUACAUUUCAAAUUAAAUGUGAUUAGAGGUGAUGGUGAUGGUGGUAUUUGGAAAGUUUGGAAAGAAAAACCAUGCACUGAUAGUUUUGAUGCUCCUACUGUACAAAGUAAAGAUACCAUGUUUGCAACUGAAAUACCUGCAGGAACAACAGAAUCAAUGAGUCAUUCUUACCAGGAGGAGGAGAAAGACAAAUAUGACAAGGAUCAAGUGAUGUUGCUACAGAAGAAAGUUAAAAAUAUUCAAAAGCAACUUGAGAAAGAAAAGGAACUCCACGAACAAGAGAAACAAUUUCAUGAACAAUUUAUAAAGGAAUAUGAAGAAGAAAUACUUCAACAGAAAAGGGAACGCAUUCAGAAUGAAGAGACAAUAGCAAUACUUACUCGACAGCGUGAGGAAGUUACUGGUGACUUGAAACACAAAACAGAACAAUGUAGAGAAUUAAUAUCAGACAAUGAACUUACUCAUAAACAACUGGAGGAACUCCUAAAAGAAGAGAAACAAGCAUCCUCCAUCAGUUUCAUGAAACAGAAUAAAGUUGAUCUAAAAGAGAAAGAGGAGCUACAAAUAAAGGUUGAUGAUCUUCAACAAGAAUUAGUGGUACAGCAUAUGAAAGAUCACAGAAAAGUAUCAGAAUUACAGAAUGAAAUACAAAAAAUUAAAGAUGAAAGGGAAACAUUUCAAAAACAAAGGAAAGUAUUGAUACUGGAAAAUGAAAGAUUAAAGUCCUUCCUUAAAGAACAAAAUGUACCAGUACAACCAAAAGAAGAAUAUAAGAUAUUACAAGAUACUGAGACUGUACAUGCAUGUACUUAUAUCAGUAAAGAUGAUAUAUCUCAAUUAUCAGUGAUACUGGAACCAGUUAAAGAAUACUGCAAGUUUGAGCUGGUUCUAAUCAAAGUUGAAUUUUUAGUCAGCUACUUUUUAUAA